Molecule: messenger RNA, 2343 nt
Organism: Toxotes jaculatrix (banded archerfish)
Lineage: Eukaryota; Metazoa; Chordata; Actinopteri; Toxotidae
Gene: c6h1orf53
Product: chromosome 6 C1orf53 homolog
Exons: 3
Coding region: 220-675 (151 amino acids)
Source: RefSeq, a predicted model, not a curated record
UACUGGCAAUACUGAGAGGAGAUGGCAGAAGGCAAACAUGCAACAUAGACAAUCUUUGAUCUCUUGUCACGAUAUUUGAUGAAGAGAUAUUGUGUGUGAAUCUUUUACCCGCUUUCACACAAUUGCACGACGGGAAGCAAAAUGUUAAAGUGUCUCUUUUGAGUGAGAACAUUCCCCCCGCGUAUUUUAAACUACAAGACGUUGUACUUUUACACGAGCAUGUUUCAGCAAAAUCGCCCGAGUAAAGCUCUUGUCAGCAGAUUGAUUCUUCUCCAUGUCCAGUUUAAUAAACGACUUGUUACAAUGUCGAUACCGAACCUCUCUGAAGGAAGCUCGAAGCGACUGGGAAACAGCAGCCGGUUACAGAUCAAUGCAGACAGGAGUGAGGCUGAGCACAGUGACGUGGUGACAAGCAGCGUGGGGGGCGGAAAUGACCACGCUGCAAGAAAGUUCACAGAGGAGGAGAUGACCAUCCACACAAUCCAUAGAGAGGCGUGUGAGGCAAAGAAGCAGAUGUAUGUCGACCCUUCCAGUGGGUACAAGGUGUUCACAGAGUAUGCCCACCUUCAGAGAGGGAAAUGCUGUGGCAGCGCAUGCAGACAUUGUCCAUAUGGCCAAGUCAACGUGAAGGACCCUGCAAUGAAGAAACAGUUUAAUUCUUUAUUUUAUAAAUAGGCCUAACAGAAUCGUGCCAAAGGUAAAAUGAGAGACCCUCUUUAGAAUGGAACGUCCCACAUGUUGCUUGUCUUCUGCCUGUCGUUAUUUGGACGACUUGAGUCAUUUUUUAGCAGUGUACUAAAUGAUGAAAUAUGGGUAGUGUCUGUGCAAUACUUACCUCCUGUGAAUCACAAAUAUUCUUAGGAUUUUCAUUCUCGCAAGACAAGGAGGGAGGGAGGAAGGGUUUGUUCACUAGAACCUCAUGUAAAAUCGUCUUUCAUGACGUUUUUGUUUUGUUACAUUUUUCAGAUAUGUUUCUCUAAUGUCCGGUGUAAUGCCUUGAAUUUCGUUUUUCAUUUCUCUUUAAGAGUAUUGAAUAUUUUGUGGUGUUCGGCUCCUCUGAUGCACUUACAAGGGUUGUGGGAGUAUGGAGAUGAAAACUGAAAGAGCAUUUUAGAUCUUUGCCCUCAAGAUAAAGGGCACAUAAGCAAAACUAACUGUAGAUAGUCAGACGGAGUCUUGUGCUCUUUUGCUUUGCAUUUCUUGUUAUUUUUCCUCCCAAAUGUACGACUGCAUGAAUAUUAGCAUCAUUUACACUCCACAAGUGCUCAACUGAACUGUCUACCUUUGACUGAAAUACUGUGUUGUUAAAAAUAGGCAGGGGCCAAGGGUCAGCCCUCACACUUGGCUGCGCCGCUUUUACACCACUUGAUGGAAUCAGGCUGUUAACAAACAUGCCAUGGACAUCAACAGCAGCCCUCCCCACUGGACUCGCAGCUCAGCCUCCUGGCAACACUUGGCUACAGCACAGCUCCCUGCAGCUGCUCUCCUGAGCUGCAGCCUAAUGAACUCCUGGGCCCUCUUAUCCCCGGCACUGCAAUAGAUCAGCUCAUGCUCAGGAGCAUGCUUAGACGCACACAUGCAUGGGCAGACUUACUCCAUCACAAUAUCCCGUGGCUUCUAAUAGGCCAAUAUAGAAUAAAGGUUGCACUAAACACCGCACUUUGUAGCCAACAGUAAUCGUACAAGGUAGGGUCAAGCGCUCAUACAGCGCUACCUGUGCGUGCAAGAGAUGUUGAGGAAAGAUGCGCCACUUGAUUUGUGAGUGCAUGUGGGUAGGCAGCGCGAUGCCUUCAGGCGCUGGCUCUGAACCUGCCACACACACUCACCCGUCUCCGCCUGAUUGGGCAAACAGCGUCGGGAUGAGAGGAUGUGUCUGCCGCGGAAUUCAGUCUCUGCCGCCUACUGGCGCGACCACAAUUUUCCUCGGCAGGUGGGUCCCAAAGGCAAGUGCUUAGUGAUCGGAGCAAAGCCCUGUGAGCGGCUACAAGGAGAUUCGUGAUCCCUACAGUGCUGGGGAGGACAGGUUCUUGGGGACGCGUCGUCAGGCGGGAUGAGAGGCGAAUUUAUUUGGUGUUAUUCUAACCCGAGGCAGCGGAGCGUGCGGCAGCAACAUUUCUACAGCGGGACGGUGAAGGUGUCACACUCAUCAAGUACCUGGGCCCGCUUGCCUGCCGCGGCUUUGCGGGUUUUGCCUAGGGACUUGUCUGUCACAUUAAAGUAGAUGCAUUGCCAUUCAGGGCCUCGGCGGUCCCGCAGCCUGACCAUGAAAUAGGCCAACUUUCAUGUCUGCCUCAUCCCUCCAUGUCUUCCCAAUCCAGUGAUGGCACAGUUUGAAAUGUUUUU